GAGCAAUGUUUGCUUUUUCUUUUGUUCUCUUAUUGCUUUCUGUCUACGGCACUUUAUGCCAACAACUGCAGGAGUGUUCCGACCCAGCUGCAAGCCCGGAAGCUUCGCCAUGUCCCAAUGGGGUUUGCCCAACUGGUUACACCUGCAUCAAUUCACCAAGAGGAGAAAUGUGCUGCAAUAGCAGCAUGGUGUACGAUGUCACGACCGCGAUAGCCACCACUGCUACUACAACAGCGCCUUGUGUUGACCUCCUUAAUCCAAGAACUGGCACCUCGGACUGUCCCAAUAUGGUAAACUUCUGCAACAACGCCCUUUACUACACCCUUAUGACACAGCAAUGUCCUAAGACAUGCAACAGAUGCCCGGGAACACCAACAGCCGCGCCACCAUCUCCAGCGUGUGCAGAUCUAGUGCAUUGGCAAACAGGAGUGUCAGAUUGUCCACGUUUAAGUUACCUUUGCUACAACAUCUAUUACACACAACUAAUGUCUGUACAAUGUCGUAGGACAUGCGGUUACUGCUAAUUGUUCUGAAUAAAUAUGGC
Messenger RNA from Cylicocyclus nassatus, 544 nucleotides. The record is from the annotation of a GenBank genome assembly. NCBI's taxonomy places the organism in Eukaryota, Metazoa, Nematoda, Chromadorea, Rhabditida, Strongylidae.